This is a messenger RNA of Acanthopagrus latus (yellowfin seabream), 2343 nucleotides long. It is a transcript of the gene sec22bb, whose product is annotated as SEC22 homolog B, vesicle trafficking protein b. The record is from RefSeq and is a predicted model, not a curated record. The transcript is spliced from 6 exons. The coding region runs from base 224 to 883 and encodes 219 amino acids. Gene Ontology annotation, molecular function: SNAP receptor activity. Gene Ontology annotation, biological process: retrograde vesicle-mediated transport, Golgi to endoplasmic reticulum; vesicle fusion with Golgi apparatus; endoplasmic reticulum to Golgi vesicle-mediated transport. Gene Ontology annotation, cellular component: ER to Golgi transport vesicle membrane; endoplasmic reticulum membrane; SNARE complex. NCBI's taxonomy places the organism in Eukaryota, Metazoa, Chordata, Actinopteri, Spariformes, Sparidae.
CUUUCCAGUUUGCGGGUAAUGCGGAACCUCUGUUUGUGGUAACGUGGUUCCGCUCAGCGAUAGGCCGGAAAUAUUUAACCGUUACACGCAAAGCUCUAGCGUUUCCGGCCAGCUCAGCGCAUCAGCCCUGUGGUGUUGUCAGUUUACAGCCUGUCAAACACGGCUCCCAGGUACCUGUGACACUUCGUGGGCAAGCGGACGAACCCCCGGACAUCGCGGAGAGAUGGUGCUGCUGACGAUGAUCGCUCGGCUGGCUGACGGGCUGCCGCUAGCCGCCUCGAUGCAGGAGGACGAGCAGGGAAGUGAAAAGUUGGGUAGGGACCUUCAGCAGUAUCAAAGUCAAGCCAAGCAGCUCUUCAGGAAACUCAAUGAGCAGAGUCCCACGCGCUGCACUUUAGAGGCUGGUUCCAUGGCAUUUCACUAUUUUAUAGAGAAAGGAGUGUGCUACCUUGUGCUGUGCGAAGCCAGCUUUCCCAAGAAGCUGGCCUUCGCUUACCUAGAAGACCUUCAGGCAGAGUUUCACGAGCAGCAUGGAAAGAAGGUCCCCACGGUGUCCCGGCCCUACUCCUUCAUUGAAUUUGACACCUACAUCCAAAAAACCAAGAAGUCGUACAUUGACAGCCGGGCGAGAAGGAAUCUGGGCAGCAUCAACACGGAGCUCCAGGACGUACAGAGGAUCAUGGUGGCGAACAUAGAGGAGGUGCUGCAGAGAGGAGAGGCUCUCUCUGCGCUCGACUCCAAGGCCAGCAAUCUGUCCAGCCUGUCAAAGAAGUACAGGAGCGACGCCAAGUAUCUGAACACCCGCUCCACCUAUGCCAAGCUGGCAGCCGGCGGUGUCUUUUUCAUCAUGCUCAUUGUCUAUGUACGCUUCUGGUGGCUCUGAGAGGAUAAAGAAAGAAAGUGAGAGAAGAAGAAGAAGAAGAAGAAGAAGAAGAAGAAGAAGAAGAAGAAGAAGAAGAAGGUAUUGGAGUGGAAAAUGAGCUGCACGGAGUCUGCAGACACGACAAAAAGCUGAAAACCUUUGACUGAAAAACAGGAUCCCUGCUCUUAAUGAGACUCUGCAGACAUACCACCGCCCAUUUUAUUCUCGCCUGUCCAUGGAUGUGUGAUCUGAAUAUAAAUGAUGUCAUAAUACAUAGUUUUAUUAUUAACAAAUAUACAGUAAUGCGCUAGUAGUUGCCCUGGAGAAAAGGAAACGAGUGAAUGUGUGCGUGCGUGCUGAUUGUGUUUGUUUUCAAAGGCGAUUGUUGGUGAUUGGUUGUGAAGUCUGGAGGAAAAAUGAAGAGAAAUUUCCUGUUAUAUCUUCUUUUCCAAAGCUGUACUGUACUGUAACAGGUCUGAUUAAAUCUUGUAUACUGUCUUGAUAAUACAGAAAAGAGCAAAAGAAAAAAAAAACAAUCCAAAAAAAACACACACAUAACUUUAUUUAUCCUGAGCACAGCAUAUGGGUAUCUGCAUUCAUUAACAUUAUAAUCACAGUAGUAAUGGCUUGAUGGGCCUGCACAACGUACAGUAGUACCACAGUUAAGGAAUCUUUGGGAAACGUGGGAUUCAUUCUUAGGCUGGUGAUUAGGCUUAGCAACAACAUAGGAAAAGUAAUUGAAGAAAACAGUUUUUUUUAUUAUCAUGCUUAUUAUUAUUAUUAUUACAAUUAAUAUUGUAUGGAAGCCUUUGGAAUCCCAAAAUGCCAUUUCACAUGUGUCUAAUUUAGCAAUUUUCUCAUUAUGGGAUGUUAGUGACUUAAUAAGGGACUGUACAAAAAUAUUUGGGAUGUUGGAGGUGUCAGGAAGGUGAUGUGUUUUUUUUUUUUUUAUGUUUAUUUGCUCAAGUGAAGGGUUGACCGACUUCUUAUUUACAGCACAGUCUAACCAUCCCCAAAUGUGCUUCUUUAAAGUUUAUAUUAGAUUACAUCUGUAAUCUCAGACUGGAUCCCAAAUUCUGAAUGCAGUUUCUUUCCAAAGGGAAGGGCCUGAAAGGAAAUAUUUAUAACACUGUGGAGGGAAGUGUUUUUAUAAAAACUGAAACAUGGGAUUCAAACCCACCUCCGACCCUCAUCGUUUUCGUACAGUCCCUAACUUAACCUCAACUGAGUGUGUCCAUUUCCUUUUAUGCUCUCUUCCACUUUUGACUGUGUGGACCAGCACCUUUCUGUUAGCAGGCAUUAAAAAAAAACCUGUCUGGUCCUUUUUAUUUUGUAUAAAGUUUACACAUGUAGACUCAAUUGGAAAGUGAAGCUGAGAGUCACAGGUGUGUUGUUCAGCCAACGUCUGCUCGCGGCUGGAGACGACGCCUUCUCUUUUUCUGUUCUGUCUGCUAUCUAUGAAUAAAAUCAUUUGCACAAAA